GCACACUACAGAAGCUCCCUGUGCCCAUGGGGCCUUCUCAGCCUGUCCGUGCCCCUCGGCCCCGGGGCCUAAGUUCCCCCUACCGCAGGCCAGGGCUGGGCUGGCCUCAGCCUCGAAAUCCCAGGAUGUUCAAGUGUAGCCACAGAAGGUACCGGCAGAAACCCCAAGGCCCAGCUGCCACCACUGCAGCCACCAAUCCUGCCACCGUGGCCACAGAUAUCAACAACACUCUUACCGCCACCACCAGUGUGUGGAUCCUUCCGCCACAAAUUCUCAGACACCUUUGUCAACCCGGCAGCUUUCUGAUCUUCUAGAAAUGUCCAGAAACUAGUCCAGAAGCUUGGCUGGCUCCGGACCUGCGUCUUCUAGGGGCCAUGAGUGGUUGACAGCAGGCAAAUACAAUCAUUUCUGCUCCAACGGCCUUACUCCACUCCAAGGUGUUUCCAGACAACUAUGCGGGGUACGAGGGCAGGCCUGGGGCUGAACGCUCCCCGGGACAGGCUUCGGUGAGGACAGAUGGGAUCACAGUUAGACAAUGGAGGGACAGCACAAGGUCAGCAACACACACCAUUUCUCCAUCUUUGGCCUCAGCUAUUGAUCUGCCCCAUGAGGUAGGGGGCCUUCCUGCAUUGCACAGGGAAAAGGGUCUCCAUAGACAUCUUGGAAGUUAUAGAGAACCAGAUCCUUGAGGAGGGAGGUAGAGGCACG
Zalophus californianus (California sea lion) is the source of this 708-nucleotide messenger RNA. RefSeq names its product PIK3R3 upstream reading frame (gene P3R3URF). The coding region runs from base 27 to 314 and encodes 95 amino acids. The record is from RefSeq and is a predicted model, not a curated record. The transcript has 2 exons. NCBI's taxonomy places the organism in Eukaryota, Metazoa, Chordata, Mammalia, Carnivora, Otariidae.